Messenger RNA from Neocloeon triangulifer, 4076 nucleotides. It is a transcript of the gene Ranbp16, whose product is annotated as exportin-7. Gene Ontology annotation, cellular component: cytoplasm; nuclear pore. Lineage: Eukaryota; Metazoa; Arthropoda; Insecta; Ephemeroptera; Baetidae. Bases 147 to 3458 code for a protein of 1103 amino acids. Gene Ontology annotation, biological process: protein export from nucleus. Gene Ontology annotation, molecular function: small GTPase binding; nuclear export signal receptor activity. The record is from RefSeq and is a predicted model, not a curated record. The transcript is spliced from 18 exons.
UGAGAGUGCAAGUGCGAAACGCAUUCCCAUUUGGCUGCUGCUGGCUGGCUGGUUCUCGUCUGCCCUUGUCUCCGUGCAGAAUUUGCUCUUGCUCGGCAAAGAAAAUCAAGAAUCGCCCGAUUAAUUUUCAAUGAAUCAUCGCGCCAAUGACUGAGUUGCAGGAAGUGCAGCAGUUGGAAUUGCUGUGUAAACAGCUUUACGAAUCGGGCAACUCGGCUGUGCGCGCCGAAGCCGAGAAGGCACUGGUCAACUUCCAAAAUGCGCCGGACACCCUGGCCAAGUGCCAGCUGCUCCUCGACAGGGGCGACUCAAGCUACGCUCAGCUGCUCGCGGCCACCACCCUCACCAAGCUAGUGUCUCGCUCGGCGCAGGGACUGUCCCUCCAGCAGCGAAUUGACAUUCGGAAUUAUGUGCUGAACUACUUGGCCACCAGGCCAAAGUUGGCCAACUUUGUGGUGCAGGCUUUGGUCACGUUGUUUGCCAGGAUCACCAAGCUUGGCUGGUUCGACGUCGACAAGGACGAGAACGUCUUUCGCAAUGUCAUUGCGGACAUAACCAAGUUUUUGCAGGGCUCUGUUGAACACUGCAUGGUAGGAGUUCAGUUGCUUUCGCAGCUGACAUGCGAGAUGAACCAAAUAUCGGAAGCCGACGCCAGCCGCUCGCUCACAAAGCAUCGCAAAAUCGCAUCGUCUUUCAGGGAUACUCAGUUGUUUGAGAUUUUCAGACUCUCGUGCACUCUUCUGGGCCAGGCGCGCGAGAACUGCAAAAGCCUGAACUUCAGCGAUGAAAGUCAACAUGGACUGAUGACGCAGCUUCUGAAGCUUGCCCACAACUGUUUGACAUUUGACUUCAUCGGCACUUCGACGGACGAGAGUUCAGAUGAUCUGUGCACAGUACAGAUCCCGACCAGCUGGCGGCCGGCUUUCCUCGACUUCACCACCCUGAAGCUCUUCUUCGACCUCUACCAUUCACUACCCACCUCGCUGUCCUCUCUAGCUUUGUCGUGCUUAGUUCAAAUUGCGUCUGUCCGUCGGUCUCUCUUCAGCAACACUGAGCGUGCCAAGUUCCUCACCCAUCUGGUCAACGGAGUCAAGCACAUUCUGCAAAAUCCGCAGGGCUUAAGCGACCCAGCCAAUUACCAUGAAUUCUGUCGAUUGCUCGCAAGGCUUAAAUCAAACUAUCAGUUGGGGGAGUUGGUCAUGGUUGAAAACUACCCAGAAUCCAUCCAGCUGAUUGCCAAAUUCACUGUUGAGAGCUUGCAGAUGUGGCAGUUUGCUCCUAACAGUGUGCAUUACCUGCUUAGCCUGUGGCAGCGAAUGGUUGCCUCUGUGCCAUAUGUGAAAGCGACUGAGCCGCACUUGCUUGAGACGUACACACCUGAGGUCACAACUGCUUACAUCACCUCAAGACUCGAGUCGGUUGCGGUGGUUGUGAGGGAGGCUCUGGAGGACCCAUUGGACGACCUUGGCAUGGUGCGACAGCAACUUGAGCAGCUCUCAGUGAUUGGCCGUUGUGAAUACCAGAAGACUUGCUCCCUUUUAGUACAACUGUUUGACCAGUCUGCCCGUUCGUACCAAGAGUUGGCAGGAAACAUGUCACAGACUAUGAAUAUUACAAUCCAAGAAGGCCGACUUACUUGGUUAGUCUACAUAAUUGGUGCUGCUAUAGGCGGUCGUGUGUCAUUCAACAACAAUGAUGAUCAUGACGCCAUGGACGGAGAGUUGGUGUGCAGAGUUUUGCAGCUAAUGAACCUGACCGACUCGAGACUUGGCCAGUCAGGCUGCGAGAAAUUGGAACUGGCCAUGCUGAGCUUCUUCGAGCAGUUCCGCAAAAUCUAUGUUGGUGAUCAGGUCCAGAAGAAUUCCAAAGUGUACCGGAGGCUUUCUGAGGUGCUCGGUCUGAAUGAGGAAUCAAUGGUGUUGAGUGUUUUUAUUAGGAAAAUCAUUACUAACCUGAAAUAUUGGGGAAGAAGCGAGCAGAUUAUUUCCAAAACUCUGCAGUUGUUGAAUGAUCUCUCUGUUGGCUACAGCUGUGUUCGAAAGCUUGUUAAACUCGAAGAAGUCCAAUUCAUACUCAAUCACCACACAAGUGAACAUUUUCCAUUUUUGGGAAAUACUGCUGCCAUCUGUGAAAUGCGGUGCCGAUCUAUGUUCUACACGUCUCUUGGUAGACUACUUAUGGUCGAUCUAGGUGAAGACGAAGAUAGGUUUGACAAUUUCAUGAUGCCUCUGACAGCAUCAUUCGAAUCAAUUGGACAGAUGUUGGCAAAUUCGAAGAGCAACAUGUUUCCUGCCGAGGAAGCAAAAAAAUCCCUCAUUGGCCUAGCCAGGGACCUGAGAGGCUUGGCCUAUGCAUUUAACACUAAAACCUCCUACAUGAUGCUGUUUGACUGGAUCUACCCCACCUACACACCAAUAAUGCUGCAUGCCAUUGAGUUAUGGUUCCAUGACCCACAAGUGACGACACCUGUGCUGAAGCUUUUUGCCGAGCUUGUCCAAAAUAGGUCCCAGCGCCUGCAGUUUGACGUGUCAUCUCCAAAUGGCAUUCUUCUCUUCCGUGAGGCCAGCAAAAUUAUUUGCACAUAUGGUGAAAGAAUCUUGAGUGUGGAUAUUCCCAAAGACCAGAUUUAUCCAAUGAAACUCAAGGGAAUUGCAAUAUGCUUUGGAAUGCUGAAGGCAGCUCUCUGUGGCAGUUAUGUGAAUUUUGGAGUGUUCCGAUUGUACAAUGACGAAGCCCUGGACAAUGCUCUAAAGACCUUCGUAAACAUGCUCCUCGCCAUACCACAAUCAGAUUUACUUGACUAUCCAAAAGUUUCUCAGACCUACUACGUGCUGCUAGAGUGUUUGGCGCAAGACCACAUGAGCUUCCUUGCCACUCUGGAACCCAACGUAUUCCUGUACAUUCUCUCCUCGAUAUCCGAGGGAUUGACUGCAUUAGGUGGGAAUCUCAACAUGUUCACAGACACCAUGGUGUGCACCGGUUGUUGCACCACCUUGGACCACAUAGUCUCCUUCCUUUUCAAGCAACUCACUCAAAAAGGCAAGAAGAGCAGGCGUGCCAGUAUAAACAGCAGAGAAGGCGAAGUAUUUCUUCAGGUGCUUGAGCAGCAUCCAGAAAUUCUCCAGCAGAUCCUGUCUACUGUGUUGAACAUAAUCAUGUUUGAAGACUGCAGGAAUCAGUGGUCCAUGUCCAGACCUCUGCUCGGCCUCAUUCUAUUGAACGAAGAGUACUUCAAUCAGUUACGAGAGAAUAUCAUCCGAGCGCAACUUCCUGAUAAACAACCUGCAAUGGCCCAAUGGUUUGAGAAUCUUAUGGACGGCAUUGAGAGGAAUUUGUUGACCAAAAAUAGAGACAGAUUUACUCAGAACUUGUCAAUGUUCCGUCGAGACAUAAACGACUCGCUCAAAGGUCCCAACAUGGCGGCUGUUGCAUCUGGGAGCGACAUGAUGACAUCCUAGUCGGGAAUGAGAGGACUGAGUGUUGUCACGUUGUGCGGGUAAAUGUGUUAAGAUUUGUGAUCCUUGAUUGGAUAAUUAAUUGAAAGCGUUCAGAGUAAUCCACAUUAAUCGUUGUUGUCAACCCCCACGCAAGCAAGUUUCAUUGCAGCAGUCGUACCUCUAAAUUUUUACCGUAAAUUGAAAGCUCCAUGCUUUUUUACCGGACAGAAAAAAUAUUAAAAUAGAAAACUUUGAUCAUCUUCUACUCACACAUUCAACGUAUGUCCGUUCGAUUUUUAUCUUAAUUUAUUAUUCGGAGGCACAAACAAACAAGUUUAUCGACAUCUAGUAGUGCGAAUUGUCUUACAGAGCACCUCUGUGAUGCUAUAUAAUUACCUCAGAAGCAAUAUUUUGGGAGUCGAAAAGUACGGUUGUGCUGCCUGUCUUAUUAGUUCUUGGUCAAAGACACAUUCCUAUUAUUAAAUAUUAUAUUAUCGGUCGUAAGCCACCUCUAUUAAAAUUACUUCAAUCAGAACCUUUUGAUUAUAUCAUUAAUGUACGAGAGUUGUGUCCUGAUGUGAAAUGGAGAAUAAAAAUGAAAAUUUUUCAUAAGCUUCAAAUGUUGACUGUUCUUGCUAA